This is a messenger RNA of Equus quagga, 2673 nucleotides long. RefSeq names its product cyclin dependent kinase 10 (gene CDK10). Bases 840 to 1856 code for a protein of 338 amino acids. The record is from RefSeq and is a predicted model, not a curated record. Gene Ontology annotation, cellular component: nucleus. The transcript has 12 exons. Gene Ontology annotation, biological process: protein phosphorylation; regulation of mitotic cell cycle. NCBI's taxonomy places the organism in Eukaryota, Metazoa, Chordata, Mammalia, Perissodactyla, Equidae. Gene Ontology annotation, molecular function: cyclin-dependent protein serine/threonine kinase activity; ATP binding.
GGGGUGCUCGGGGAAGCGCUGCCCUCGCCGGCGGGGGGCGGGGCCGAAACGCGCGGGGGCCCUCAGUGUCGCGCUAAAGCGCCGAGCUUGCCGGCACUGGGGGAAACGACAGUCCCAGAAUCCCCCGCGGCAGGCCCAGAACCCGGCGGCGGCGGUAGCUCCGCCCCGCUCCAGGCGAGGAGGGCGGAACCCGGGGCGGGUAGCUCCCGGGCGAAAGGGACGGGCAGGCUCUGUGCUGCUGGCCUCCUCCGGAAGGGCAGGCUCCGGGCCCGACGCGGGGUUUCUGAGCGUUGCGCGCAGGCCGGAGCGUUUGCCCGUGGGAGGAGUGGGAGGCGUGGUCUCCCGGGCUGUGAUGGGCCGGGCCCACCCGGGACCCGGCGGCCUCUGUGCCUCGGUCUGUGCGGAGCUCUGCGUGUUACUGUCACCCAGUCCGCUAGUGACCCUUUCCGGGCACCGUUGGCGGCCCGUGCUGGGCGGGUCUGAUCCUGGCGGUGUUAACUGCUGCUGGUGCGCGAGGCCCAGUCACGUGUCCGGUGAGGACCACUGACCGGCUGGCUGAGCGAGCGCCGGGGCCACUGUGGAGCCACCCACUGGCCGCGGUGCAUUGCUCUGACGCGCAGGGGUGCUCUCACAGGAGCGUGAAGAGGACCAGAUCAGCACAGUGCAGAGAGCACGGUAGUAGUCCCCGCACUGCCAGCCUCCGUCUCUUUCAGCUGGGACGGUGCCGGAGCGUGAAGGAGUUUGAGAAGCUGAACCGCAUCGGGGAAGGCACCUAUGGCAUUGUGUAUCGGGCCCGGGAUACCCAGACGGAUGAGAUUGUCGCCCUGAAAAAGGUGCGGAUGGACAAGGAGAAGGAUGGGGUCCCCAUCAGCAGCCUUCGAGAGAUUACACUGCUCCUUCGCCUUCGCCAUCCAAAUAUCGUGGAGCUGAAGGAGGUGGUUGUGGGGAACCACCUGGAGAGCAUCUUCCUGGUGAUGGGUUACUGUGAGCAAGACUUGGCCAGCCUUCUGGAAAACAUGCCAACACCCUUCUCUGAGGCCCAGGUCAAGUGCAUUGUGCUUCAGGUGCUCAGGGGCCUCCAGUACCUGCACCGGAACUUCAUCAUCCACAGGGACCUGAAGGUCUCCAACCUGCUCAUGACCGACAAGGGCUGUGUGAAGACAGCGGAUUUUGGCCUGGCCCGGGCCUAUGGCGUUCCAGUGAAGCCAAUGACUCCCAAGGUGGUCACUCUUUGGUACCGAGCCCCUGAACUGCUAUUGGGAACCACCACGCAGACCACCAGCAUCGACAUGUGCACAGGUGUGUGGCGGAGCGAGCAGCUGAGUCAGGCGCAGCCUGCGCUCCUCUGCAGGGCCGUGGGCUGCAUCCUGGCUGAGCUGCUGGCCCACAAGCCCCUGCUCCCUGGCACUUCCGAGAUCCACCAGGUGGACCUGAUCGUCCAGCUGCUGGGGACACCUAGUGAGAACAUCUGGCCGGGCUUCUCCAAGCUGCCGCUCGUGAGCCAGUACAGCCUGCGGAAGCAGCCCUACAACAACCUCAAGCACAGGUUCCCGUGGCUCUCAGAGGCCGGCCUGCGCCUGCUCAACCUCCUCUUCAUGUACGACCCUAGGAAAAGGGCGACGGCGGGGGACUGCCUGGAGAGCUCCUACUUCAAGGAGAAGCCCCUGCGUGAGUCCCCCAGACCACCCAGGCUCUGCUCUGUGGGGUACAGGGCUGGCGGCCCCUUCUGUCCCAGGUGGUUAUGUUGGGGUCUGGCCUUGCGUAGCUGCUCAAGCCCCUGCAGGCGGUGUGGCGGGCUCCCAUGCACACCCCUCGGGGAGGGUGUGGGCCCUGGGCAGGCAGGGGCUGUGCACUGAGGCUGGUGGGGGUGCUGGGGCCGCACAGACUGUCUGUGGGAUCAGAGGAGGGGAGCAGGGGGGUGCUGUUCAGACCCGAAGCGCUCCCAGCCUGAGGCUCUCCCGUGCCCUGGGAGGCCCUCCCCAACCCAGUGCUGAGCAGCCCCCUCCCUGCAGCCUGCGAGCCGGAGCUCAUGCCCACCUUCCCCCACCACCGCAACAAGCGGGCCCCAGCCGCAGCCUCGGGCCAGAGCAAGCGCAGCAAGCCCUGACGGCUGGCGUCUGCAAGGCCUGCAGUCCAGGUCAGCCGUGCUCCUUUCCAGCAUGUCCGUGCCAGGACCCACCAGCUGCUCCAGCCAGCUGCCCCGCUUCCUGCCACUGCCCCAGAAGAGCGAGUGUCGACGUGGGGUGAGAGUGGGUACACCCCAAGGGCCAGGACACCUUGAGGCAGCCCCACCCAGGCUGUGGUGGCGCCACCUGCUGGCCAUGCUGGGUCCUACCACUUGCCAAGCUCACUUCCCAGCAAGAAACUCCCACUGGCCCAUCUCCGUGGGUGUCACUGGUUUGGGACCAGCAGAUCCUCUAUGGCCAGUUGUGUUCCCUCUUGGUCACCAGAAGCUGCCCGGGGCAGGCAGUGGCUGUGGUAACCCCCAGGUGGGGCUGGCAGGACCUUGGGGUGGGAAGGAAGGAUUGGUGUGGGGUGAGCCAGCCUAGUGGGCUGGGCCCUGGGCCUGGACGCUCUGAGCCCAAUCAAGUCCCGUCCUGCUCCCACACUGAGGCCCCAGGGAAGGGGCAUGACUGGCAUGGGGCACAGAGAUAAAAGCUCUACUGACUGUCC